Messenger RNA from Morus notabilis, 698 nucleotides. RefSeq lists its product as uncharacterized. NCBI's taxonomy places the organism in Eukaryota, Viridiplantae, Streptophyta, Magnoliopsida, Rosales, Moraceae. The transcript has 2 exons. The record is from RefSeq and is a predicted model, not a curated record. Bases 264 to 626 code for a protein of 120 amino acids.
AUUCAGAAUCAUCCCAACUUAACACUGAUUCAGAAUCACUUUAAACAAACAUUGAUUCUAAACGAGGAUUCAGAAUCAUGAUUCUGGAUCCAUCUACUAAACGCACCCUAAGACUGAUUUGGCAGAAGAUGAAAACUUCUCGUGCAAGAUCAGCAUCCGAUAUAGAUUCAGUGUCCAUCAUGAUUAGAUCUAGAAGCAACUCAAUGAGCGGGUGCUGAAGUGUUUUUAGGAGUCGCAGUUUGGUCAUCUCCUUGGCGCUCCGUAUGACUAUCAACAUUCAAGCCAACUCAUGUUGUACUUCAUCUUUCGGCAAAUUAAAGUCAAUAAGAAUAAAGAAAUGUGGCUCUGACGAUACAAGGCACUCCGAUCCAAUUCUCCAUGGAGGAAUACACGACGAUCAUGGGGAUAAACUUUGCUCUGGUGCCAGACGACGAGAGAUUGAAGAUUCCGAAGGAGAACACUCAUCCAAAGUCGUACGUAUUUCAGCUGUAGCAAGAAAGUAUGUGUUGGUGAUCCGGCGAAAAAGCUCGAGGAAACGGAGUCCCGACAUGACGGUAGACGAUUCGAGCAGUUACCAUGAUCACCAACAGCCUGGAGGAGCAGCAGCUCAAUUGGGAGGAGAUUAAGAGAGAGAGAGAGAGAGAGAGAGAGAGAGAGAGAGAGAGCUUGUGACAAUUCAUUGAAUCAUUGAACUUCAA